This is a messenger RNA of Prunus avium (sweet cherry), 925 nucleotides long. The record is from RefSeq and is a predicted model, not a curated record. Lineage: Eukaryota; Viridiplantae; Streptophyta; Magnoliopsida; Rosales; Rosaceae.
UCCUAGCUGGGCCACUUGUUAAAGUCCUAGUUGGGCUUUUUAAAUGCUUAAUUCGGCAUUUAAAUCUCUAAAUAGUUGGGCUUCUUCAGAAAUUGGGCUUCUGAUGAAACCCUAAGGAAAAAUUCAAAACUUCAAUAUGAUUUGCACCGUAGAUUCAAAGGCCAUUUGCUAAGUUUGUGCCGUGUAGUUUUUGAGAGGAACGAGAUGGGAAAGAAGAAAAUUUCAAUAGAGAAGAUUGAAAACAAGCAGUCUCGCCUUGUGACUUUCUCAAGGAGAAGGAAUGGGCUCUUCAAAAAAGCCAAGGAUUUCUCAAAUCUCUCCGGCUCAUCCGUUGCAAUUCUUGUAAUCUCUCCAGCGGGCCGCCGUUACACUUAUGCCUCUCCUUCCUUUGACUCAGUGGUCGACCAAUUCCUCUCCGAAACCAUUGAUGGCUCUUCCACUGUGACUGACGGUUCUUCUUCAUUUGACUAUGUGGAUGACCAAUUUCUCCCCACCACCAAUGCUGGAUCAACUUCCGUUGAUUCUAUGGUGGAUCAAUUCCUUUCCACCACGGCUCCCUCACCUUCCUACGACUCUGUGAUUGACGAGUUUCUGUCCACUGCUAUUGGGUCUCCUUCGGUUGACUCCACUGCUGAUCAAAUCGUGCCCAUUGCAACUGUUGACUCCACUACUUCUCGCUCUUUCAGAGACACAUUGAAGGCUUUGUCGGACAUCAACAUUGAAGCUUGUAAUGAUUUGGAAGAGUUGAUGACUUUGAAAAAUAACUUGGAGCAAAUCAUCAGAGAGAGAACGAGGCUGAUAUAAUAAUUUCCACGGCAGUCUUUUAUCUUGUUAAUCUCCACUUAAACUUGUUUAUAUAUUUGGGGAGAGUUAGCUUUUUUGUUGUAGACCAAGCUCUGAGAUAAUCUGUGCAUUUUUUGUACUA